CUGCCAGGGACGGCAGCAGCUUCUGUAGGUUCAAUGGGCCUCUGCCGCUUGGUCUUUCUGCCAGGCGACCAGUAAAGCCUGCAGCUCCAUUUCCAUCCCCUUCUUUCAGUUAACCAGGGAGGAGGAUGGCCUAUGCUGAGGAAGACAGAAAUUGCUAUGAGGUGUAUAAGGAAACAGCAGAUUGGUUGCGAGCCCGCACUGCUCAGUGCCCAAAGACUGCCAUCAUCUGCGGAUCUGGAUUGGGAGGUCUGGCUGAUGUGCUGGAUAACAAGACAGUCUUUCCAUAUGAGGAUAUCCCUCAUUUCCCACGGAGCACAGUUGCAGGGCAUGUUGGCAGAUUGGUGUUUGGGGAGCUGAAUGGACAUCCGUGCGUAUGCAUGCAGGGACGUUUCCACUUUUAUGAAGGAUACUCUAUCAGCGCGGUCACCUUUCCCGUCAGGGUGUUCUGUCUCCUGGGGGUCGAGAUCUUGAUUGUCACAAAUGCUGCUGGGGGACUGAAUCACCACUUCCAAGUGGGGGACAUCAUGUUCAUUAGAGAUCACAUCAACAUGUUUGGCUUGGGAGGGCAGAACCCACUGCGUGGACCAAAUGAUGAGAGGUUCGGAGUGAGGUUUCCCUGCAUGUCAGAUGCUUACGAACAGGAGCUGCUCAGCCUGGCGAGGGAGAGCGCAGAGGAACUGGGCUACCUGGGUUUCAUCCGGGAAGGAGUGUACUGUAUGCUGGCAGGUCCCUGCUACGAAACCAUAGCCGAGUGCCGCAUGCUGCAGGCCCUGGGAGCAGAUGCCAUAGGCAUGAGCACUGUCCCAGAGGUUAUUGUAGCCAGGCACUGUGGCCUCAGAGUCUUUGGGGUCUCCCUCAUCACCAACAAAGCUGUGAUGAGCUACAACAGUCAGGAGAAAGCCAACCACGAAGAAGUUCUGCGCAUCUCGGUGGUCCGGGCUGAAGCCCUGCAGAAAUUGGUCACUUGCUUCAUUGGCAAGUUGGGGGAAAAUGCAAACUCUCCGUGACCUCCAGCAUCGAAUCUGCCUCUACUGCAGCUCUCCUGGAGAUCCUAGAGCCGUUCAUCAUAAUAUGUGAACACUAGCAAGUGAAGGGGGAGAGCCAUCAGUGAGAUUCUCCCCUUCUGCUCUCUUGCUUUUGAAUACACUUUUGAUCUUUAUCCCUAUGGUUUAGUUGGUCAGGCACAGGUGUGCUUUGAAGUUUGACAGAAUGAUGCCCUUGUUAGUAGCCAGCUCCCUUUUUACCCUGCCAGGAAAGGCCAGGACAGCCUGCUGGCACUUAAAGAAACACAGCCUGAUGGUCUCUGGCAGAUCCCCAACCCCAAUGUCGGCACUGAGCCCCUCAGUAACAUGAGCUGCAGUUCCCCCUCCCGACUCUGCAGAGCGUUCUGUGUCUCUCGUGUUUGAGCCCCUGCCCCUGCCCCUGCCC
Molecule: messenger RNA, 1428 nt
Organism: Dromaius novaehollandiae (emu)
Lineage: Eukaryota; Metazoa; Chordata; Aves; Casuariiformes; Dromaiidae
Product: purine nucleoside phosphorylase
Exons: 6
Coding region: 126-1007 (293 amino acids)
Biological process (GO): nucleoside metabolic process
Cellular component (GO): cytoplasm
Molecular function (GO): purine-nucleoside phosphorylase activity
Source: RefSeq, a predicted model, not a curated record